AUGGUCGUGUUUCUGCUGCCGGGGCAGCCCCUGGCGGCAGCCUGGGAACGGACCCUGCAGCAGAUGGCGCGCGGGGUGCCCGUGGGGGGCAUUGCGAUGCUGAACAGGUGCUGGGCCGAGAUGAGCAAGACGAUCGCGGGCGCGCUCAAGGGCCGGCGCCCGCAGCUGGCCGGCAUCGAAACCCCUGCGCAGGCGUCGUCCGUCGUAGCCGCCCUGGGGGUCCUCGAGGGCCUAGCGCUGCCGGUCGCGGCGGCCGGCGCGAGCGGCUCCGGCGCUGCGCCGGCGGAGGAGCUCAACGGCACCCCGCUCGAGCACUGCGUCGACCACUCGUUCGCGUCACUCGAGGCGGCGCGGCAGCUCCUCGUGUUCGAGCGUUCGCUGGUCGCGGCGCGCGUCGAGGUGCUGCGCGCCGCGCGGGACAAGGCGAACGAGAAGGCGAGCGGCGGGGGCGCCGUUGCGGCGGCGGCCGGCGCCGCGGUGGAGGUCGGCGAGCUGGCAGAGCUGUCCGUGUACCAAGGCGACGCGAGGGACGGCGGCGGCGAGGCGGCGGCGGAGGACACGGCGAGCGAGGUGACCGGGCUGUACGCGUAG
This is a messenger RNA of Pedinophyceae sp. YPF-701, 591 nucleotides long. The record is from the annotation of a GenBank genome assembly. NCBI's taxonomy places the organism in Eukaryota, Viridiplantae, Chlorophyta, Pedinophyceae.